This is a messenger RNA of Polyodon spathula (Mississippi paddlefish), 3870 nucleotides long. RefSeq lists its product as uncharacterized. Bases 680 to 2668 code for a protein of 662 amino acids. The record is from RefSeq and is a predicted model, not a curated record. Lineage: Eukaryota; Metazoa; Chordata; Actinopteri; Acipenseriformes; Polyodontidae. The transcript is spliced from 14 exons.
AAUUAUGUGCAUAUAGUUGUUUUUUUCAUUAGGUCUCGAUCCUAACAUUCUAUAGGGUGAUGCAAAACUUUUGUCCAAAGCUGUAGAGUGUAAAGGGUCUACAACUAGGGCUGUAGAGGAAUCAGAGACUGACUCUGACCUGAGGCUCUCCUGAGCUGUGCAGAGGAUUGCUGCAUUCUAAACUGGGAGAGACAAUCUGGGGUAAAGUAACUGAUCACCUGAAAUGUCUCUUUCAGGAAAAUUACAUCCAAAACAAAAGAGAAAUACAACCAAAUAUUUAUUUAUUUUUGUUUGCUACUAUGCUGGUUUUUUUUUUCCAAGGACAGCUCUGAAUUACUGUCACUGUGCCAAAUAACUACUCUUAAAAUGUUGCGCCAUCCCUCAGUAGUUGUACACAAGUCAAAACAAUUUUGCUGCUAUGAUGCAACCACAAUGCAAUUCACAAGCUAAAAUAAGAAAGUUAAAAUUAUGUAAUCAAACAGCUUCAAAGUGACUGCCAAGACCACCAGCUUCUUGCCUGGUACAAGGAAAUAAAUUAUAUCUUAACAGAGUCACUAGAAAUAGUUUGAUCUUCAAAUGUUGUCACAGGAUAUGACAUCAGCCAGCCAUCCAUUUGUAGGUGUAUAAAAGAUAAGUGAUGCCAGUUUUUCAUCAUUUGCAGCCAAAGUAUUUUUGAAAUAUGGCAAACAUAUUAUUUUUCUUUGUGGUGCUUGCAGUGCUUGGUGUAACACCUUUGUAUGGUGAUCAGUGCCACCAUGGAUAUCAACCACCAAGCAUGACAAACCUGAGGGCCUGUGGAGGAAAGCAAUAUAACAUAAAUUAUCAGGUUUGCUGCGAAGAUGGACAAGUGUUGCCUGGAUCUCCUGACCACCAGUGCUGUGGAGACACGACCUUUGACCCCAGUAGUCACACCUGUUGCCAUGGCUAUGUUUCCCCUGGUGGAGGCCUUAGCUGUUGUGGACAGAUAGCCUACAGUAGGACCAAUGCAUCCUGUUGUGCAGGCCAGCUGUCUAUGGAAUAUAACGAAAUGGUGUCGCAAUGCUGUGGAACCACGGCCUAUCAUAACACCUAUGAUCGGUGCUGUGGAGACGAAACCUACAACUCUAUAACUCACGCAUGCUGUGGAGAAAAACAGAGCAUUAUCCUGAAGAAAAAAACAACAAACGACAAAUGCUGUGGUUCUAAAUUAUUUAAUGAAGACGUUGAAAUAUGCUCCCCUGAUAUGACUGUCAUCAAUAACCAUAAAGAAGGAGAGAGGCAGGAAAUAACCAUCCAAGAGCCACUUCCCUUAAAGGGAGAAAUUAGUUAUGAUACCAGAAUGCACCAUUGCUGCAGUGGGCAACUCUGCGCAAAGACCCAAGACUGCUGUGGAAACAAAUGCGUGGACAAGAAGACGCACAUCUGUUGCAGUGAUCGAGUUUAUCCGCGAAUAGGGGGGACCGCAAUGCAAUGCUGCGGCGAUCGCAUCUACAAUUCCUCUGAACUGUCUUGUUGUGGGAGCAAGGUGGUGAGAGGGAAAAGCUGCAAUGUUAAAAAAAAUCUAGUGCCAUGUGGAUGGGACACUUACUUUGACCCUCAAAUUGAGAGAUGCUGUAUUAACAAGACAUCUAACAAAGGAGUUGUCUAUCACUCGGACCAGACAUGCUGUGAGGGAAUAGUUUCCUCUACCCCAGGUACCGGAUUGAAUGGUGGGCAGUGCUGCAACUCAAAUGGCUACAACCCCAAACUGAACAUGUGCUGUUUAGGAAUGCUCCAUGAAUUAAAAGCAUGGGUACACCAAGAGUGCUGUGGUGAUUCUGCCUAUGAUGUAAAGACAAGCGUGUGCUGCAACGACACUCUGCAUCGAGUGACAGACAGAGAGACUGUUUGCAGUGGAAAUACCCCCUUCAGUCCCGCAAAGGAGACAGUUUGUGGCACAGUUGCACAUGAGAGCGGUCAACAUUGCUGCGGGAAUCACGUUUUCAAUCCUUUGACUGAAAUUUGCUGCAAGGGAAAAAGCCACCCCAGGACUAACACAAUGCUGCUGUGCUGUGGGUCGCACCCAUACGACCCAGCGAACGCCACCUUCAAGUGCUGCAGUGGGGCACUACAUACCCUGUCACAUCCUCACCGAUCGCAGAGCUGCUGUGGCCAGCUUCUCAUUGACUUGCAGACUCAUGAAUGCUGCUCAUCCAAAGAUCACAGUCUGGUCUUCAAGAAGCGUUCAGCCUUCUCCUGCUGUGGUCAUCACUACUACGAGACCUCCCAGGACUCCUGCUGCGCUGGGCGUCUCCUUGAGAAACGUGAACAAGCACAGAGCACAGGAAGAGCCUGCAGACUGGUUCAUCUUGCAGACAUUGAAGACUCAACAGUGUGCAGAAAGAGAGUUCUCCUGGGGACAAUGCACAGCGUGGCUUUUCAGAAUUCUCGACGAGUCUAUGUGAUGAUCGACAUCCUGGAAGUGAUGAAAAACAAGAGCGCUGUCCCCCUGUCUCGUCCUACAAUCAUCACAGUGGACCAUUGCUCCUGCCCUCUGCUGAACCUCGGAGCAAAAUACGCCCUGUACAUCCCACACCACGUGAAAACAGACUCUGUGACACUGGACAAUGACGUAGAAAUAGCUGAACUCAGCCACCUUGAGUCCUGUCCUGUAUACACCGUCCUGCAUGUCAUGAACAAGUGUAAAUAAUCGACACAGCAACUUGGAUAAGAACAAAGGAGGCUUUAUUGUUAUGUAAUCCUUAACUUUUAAGAUACCAGUAACUGGAAAGGAUUCAUAGCUGCAGUACACUUUAACGGUAGGCAUUUGCUAACUAGCAGUUUCAAAAUGUAUCUCUGGUUCACACAGUGGAAUGAUCACAGUAUCAUCUAGUAAUUGUACAACAGUAUUGCCACAUGUGAAAACUUUAACAAUACAGAAACAAAAAUGCUUUAAAUUUCAAACUAGUUAAUACGCUAGCAAGCACUGGCAAAAUCAAAUCAUUGUUAUACAGUAUUUUUUUUAACAUUUAUUUUAACAUGUUGUUUAGGGAUGUUGUAGUACCUGCCUGGUGGGUGUCUUAGUAGUAGCAUCUACAACGAAUAGACAGUAACGAUCCAAAGCAAAUUUGCUUUCGUUACAGACAUUCUAAAAAGUUUGGAAUAAACUAUUUUGGUUGUUACAGUACUUAAUUAACCCCUUGUAAAAAAAACCCACAAAAUUGCUUAACAUAAAAAAGACCAGUCGUACAGGUACCACAGUAGCAGGCACAGAUAACAUUGCUUACGAGUUCCUGAUCGCAUCAUAAAUUCCAGAUUUCCUAAAUCCGCUGAUGUAAAUGUCCGGUCUGCUUUUAAUUUUUUCAAGCACAUUGGCUUCAUCACUCACUGCCAUUCUCAUAUUCUCAUAUUCACUCUGACAGCCGGCACAUUCUUUCCCUUGUCCAAUGCUUCUUUAACCUCUGCUGCAUGCCAGUCUGUCAGAGGCCAGGAUCACUCACUGUAUGCCACACUCUGAUUGGUGGAAGAAUUAUUGCCUAUCCAAUCAAAACUGUCAAUAAAGCCAAAGUAAAUUCCACGCCAAAAUUGAAUUCUAUCCAACCUGCAUGAAAAACUAGGUGUGAGAAUUUCAAUUUUCCGGCAGUAUUGGUGAUAUAGAAACAACAGGCACUCGUUUAAAAUUAUUUAGGCAUCAUAAACAACUUCUACAAUGUUUAAUGCAGGUUACCAUUUGUGGCGAUGUGUUCCCUUUCUCUUACUAUUUUAAAUGAAUUGCUUGUGUAGCUUAUUAACAUCAGUAGACAAUCACUAAUUAUUAGCAUCAUUAGACAAUCACUAAUUUGCCUAUUUUGACAAUUUUCCAAUAUGUUAAAUUAGUGAUUUUAUUUAAUUUGCACAACAAAUCAAAACAAC